AUGAUCAAUGUUUUGGUCGUUACAGGACUGUUCUACCUUCAAUUGAGCGCCGCAGAUUCUGAUGGUCGGUCGCCGUUUUCUUCAUGGCAGGCCAAACUUUCCAACUGGUUGCGCCGUUUAUCAGAUUGCCAGGAGGAAAGGGUGACACUUCACUGCCAUACUGGCUUACCUCCGUUGUGGAAUUGCAGUCCCACUUGCCGGUAUGAUCUACUGGGCGUUCUGGCAAAUGUUUCUUCCGUGGUUUGGGAAGUACAGACUCAUCCGACAGUAUUCUGUUUUAUCUGA
Penicillium soppii is the source of this 285-nucleotide messenger RNA. RefSeq lists its product as uncharacterized. The transcript is spliced from 2 exons. The coding region runs from base 1 to 285 and encodes 94 amino acids. NCBI's taxonomy places the organism in Eukaryota, Fungi, Ascomycota, Eurotiomycetes, Eurotiales, Aspergillaceae. The record is from RefSeq and is a predicted model, not a curated record.